CCGGAUAAAUCCGGUAUAAAUUACCUAAGAAAGUGUACUAUGCCUUCCUAGUUUUCUUCGCAUCAAAACUUUCGUAGUAUCACUCUCUGUGUACCCAUAUUCAUACUAGGUACUCUGUUUUGCGAGAGAAAAAAAUUGAAAAAAACGAGAAUGUCAGGAGAGGAAGUGUUUGUUGGGUCAAUCGAUCAAGGAACCACAAGCACGAGAUUCAUCAUCUACGACAAGAAAGCUAGCCCAAUUGGAUCUCACCAGGUUGAAUUCACUCAGUUCUACCCACAAGCAGGAUGGGUAGAGCACGAUCCGAUGGAGAUUUUGGAGAGCGUGAGGGUUUGUCUGACCAAGGCUGUUGACAAGGCAACUGCAGAUGGCCACAACGUUGACAGUGGAUUGAAGGCGAUUGGUGUCACCAAUCAGAGAGAGACCACUGUCAUUUGGAGCAAAUCUACAGGCCGUCCUCUCUACAACGCCAUUGUUUGGAUGGAUGUUCGUACCAGUUCUGUUUGCAGGAAAUUAGAGAAAGAAUUAUCGGGCGGACGAACCCAUUUUGUUGAGACCUGUGGUUUGCCCAUAAGCACUUAUUUCAGUGCAAUGAAGCUGCUAUGGAUGUUGGAAAAUGUGGAUGCUGUUAAAGAAGCUGUGAAAAAAGGGGAUGCUCUGUUUGGAACCAUAGACACCUGGUUGAUUUGGAAUUUAACUGGAGGCAAGGAUGGCGGUUUACAUGUCACUGAUGUCUCAAAUGCAUCACGAACAAUGCUGAUGAAUCUCAAAUCACUUGAUUGGGAUACACCUACAUUGGAAACACUAAAAGUUCCUGCUGAAAUUCUCCCCAAAAUUGUUAGCAACUCUGAGAUUAUUGGGAAGAUAGCCAAGGGAUGGCCAAUUCCUGGAAUUCCAAUUGCUGGAUGUCUUGGUGAUCAGCAUGCGGCAAUGUUAGGGCAAGCUUGCAAGAAAGGCGAGGCCAAAAGCACUUACGGAACUGGGGCCUUUAUACUACUCAACACUGGUACAGAGAUAAUCAAGUCUACUCAUGGUCUAUUAAGCACGUUAGCAUUUAAGCUUGGUCCCAAAGCUUCGGCUAACUAUGCUCUAGAGGGCUCAAUUGCUAUUGCUGGAGCUGCUGUGCAGUGGCUGAGAGACAGUCUUGGGUUAAUUGCUUCUGCAAGUGAGAUUGAGAAGUUGGCAUCACUGGUUGACUCGACUGGCGGGGUUUAUUUUGUGCCAGCAUUCAAUGGACUGUUUGCUCCAUGGUGGCGAGAUGAUGCCCGUGGAGUUUGUAUUGGAAUUACAAGGUUUACCAACAAAUCUCACAUUGCUCGGGCAGUGCUAGAGAGUAUGGCGUUUCAGGUGAAAGAUGUGUUGGAUUCAAUGCACAAGGAUGCAGGGGAGAAAGGUGAGGUUAAAAAUGAGAAGGGCGAGUUCUUGCUUAGGGUGGAUGGUGGUGCUGCUAUUAACGACCUUCUGAUGCAAAUUCAGGCGGACUUGUUGGGUAAUCCGGUGGUUAGACCAGCUGACAUAGAGACAACAGCUCUUGGAGCAGCCUAUGCUGCUGGAUUGGCGGUUGGGAUUUGGAAUGAAGAGGAGGUUUUUGCGUCCGAGGAAAAGAUGAAGAAAGCUACUCUUUUCCAUCCAAAACUAGAUGCGGCAAUCAGGAAGAAGAAGUGUGAUUCUUGGUGCAAAGCUGUUGAAAGAACUUUUGACUUGGCUGAUCUAUCCCUUUAACUGUUUUAGGCCAUGUUCUGUGCUCAUCCUUCUAGUUUAUUCUCUUUCUUUUUUUCUUUUUCUUUUUUUUUUUUUAUAUUUUAUUUUUCUUGUCAUAUGCUAAUAAUAUGUAUUGUGAAUGAAGGACAUGCUCAAAUGAUUAUAUUGGCAAUGGUUUAUAUCAUAAUAAAUGGCAGUUUCUAGUUCUUGCGACCA
Messenger RNA from Cornus florida, 1914 nucleotides. Its product is annotated as glycerol kinase-like. The record is from RefSeq and is a predicted model, not a curated record. Gene Ontology annotation, biological process: triglyceride metabolic process; glycerol metabolic process; glycerol-3-phosphate biosynthetic process. The transcript has 4 exons. The coding region runs from base 151 to 1719 and encodes 522 amino acids. Lineage: Eukaryota; Viridiplantae; Streptophyta; Magnoliopsida; Cornales; Cornaceae. Gene Ontology annotation, cellular component: mitochondrion. Gene Ontology annotation, molecular function: glycerol kinase activity.